Molecule: messenger RNA, 2589 nt
Organism: Torulaspora delbrueckii
Lineage: Eukaryota; Fungi; Ascomycota; Saccharomycetes; Saccharomycetales; Saccharomycetaceae
Gene: KAP95
Product: karyopherin beta
Exons: 1
Coding region: 1-2589 (862 amino acids)
Biological process (GO): protein import into nucleus
Cellular component (GO): cytoplasm; nucleus
Molecular function (GO): small GTPase binding; nuclear import signal receptor activity
Source: RefSeq, a predicted model, not a curated record
AUGUCGGCCGCAGAAGUAGCCCAUUUGUUGGAGAACACGAUUCUCAGUGUCGAUCAGGGGUUGCGAGUGGCCAGUGAAACCCAGUUGAAGAAAUUGUCGAAUGAGAACUUUCUUCAGUUUGCGGGACUGCUAUCCAGUGUGGUUGUUGAUAGUGGGGCCAAAUUGGAAGCUAGAAUUUUGGCUGCAUUAUCUUUGAAGAAUGAGCUUGUGUCGAAGGAUUCUGUAAAAAGCCAGCAGUAUGCGCAAAGAUGGGUCGCGACAAUAGAUCCAGCUUCCAAGGAACAGAUUAAGGUCAAUGCUAUAAAUGGGCUUAUGGAAAGCAGUGAGCCGCGUGUGGCGAACGCUUCUGCCCAAUUGAUUGCAGCCAUCGCUAAUAUAGAAUUGCCAAGAGGGGAAUGGCUAGACUUGAUGAAGACUAUGGUCGAUAAUACAAGUCCCUCGCAACCGGAAAAUGUCAAGAGAGCUUCGCUGCUGGCGUUGGGGUACAUUUGCGAGAGUGCAGACCCUCAAAGUCAGGUCCUAGUGUCGUCGUCUAAUAAUAUACUGAUCGCUAUCGUACAGGGCGCACAAUCCUCUGAGCCUUCUACCGAUGUGAGACUAGCUGCAUUGAACGCUUUGGCUGAUUCUUUGGUUUUUAUCAAGAAUAAUAUGGAGAGAGAAGGUGAGAGGAACUACUUGAUGCAAGUUGUGUGUGAAGCUACCCAGGCACAGGAUUCUGAUAUCCAAACGGCGGCUUUCGGUUGUCUGUGUAAGAUCAUGUCACUUUACUAUCCUUACAUGAAACCAUACAUGGAACAGGCAUUGUAUGCACUUACGAUCGCCACUAUGAAGUCUACAGAUGAUAAAGUUUCUUCCAUGGCAGUUGAAUUCUGGUCAACUAUUUGUGAAGAAGAGAUCGACAUCGCUUAUGAGUUGACGCAGUUCCCACAAUCUCCUCUACAGAGUUAUAAUUUCGCGCUUGCUUCGCUGAAGGAAGUCGUACCCGAAUUGUUGAACCUAUUGACGAGACAAAACGAAGACCUCGAGGAUGAUGAUUGGAACGUUUCGAUGUCUGCCGGUGCAUGUUUGCAAUUGUUUGCGCAAAACUGUGGUAACCAUAUCCUAGAGCCCGUAUUGCAGUUUGUUGAACAGAAUAUCACGAGUGAAAACUGGAGAAAUCGUGAAGCUUCGGUGAUGGCCUUUGGCUCUAUCAUGGACGGUCCAGACAGAACUCAACGUACUUACUACAUUCACCAGGCUCUACCUGCGAUUCUAAACUUGAUGAACGAUUCAUCGGUUCACGUAAAGGAAACCGCCGCUUGGUGUAUUGGUAGAGUCGCUGAUCUCGUGGUCGACUCUAUUGAUCCUCAACAACACUUACCUGGUGUCGUACAGGCUUGCUUAAUCGGUCUUCAGGAUCACCCCAAAGUUGCCACAAACUGUGCCUGGACAAUCAUCAAUUUGGUCGAGCAGUUGGCCGAAGCUAAACCAUCGCCAAUUUACACAUACUACCCACCUAUCGUCGACGUGUUGAUCAAAGCGGCAAAUAGACCUGAUAAUGAAUUCAACGCUCGUGCAUCAGCAUUCUCUGCGUUGACUACGAUGGUCGAAUACGCCACUGACGCUGUGGCGGAGAUCUCCGCUUCAAUCUCGACUUUUGUCAUGGAUAAAUUGGGUCAAACGAUGAGCAUCGAUGAGACACAACUUAAUAUGGAAGACAAACAAAGUUUGCAAGAACUGCAGGCAAACGUCCUCACGGUUCUUGCCGCUGUCAUUAGAAAAUCUCCAACAAGUGUUGCUUCGGUGUCUGAUAUGCUAAUGGAUCUUUUCUUCAAGAUACUGGAUAAGAAGGAUUCUUCCUACAUUGAGGACGACGUUUUUUACGCCAUUUCUGCAUUGGCUUCAUCACUGGGAAAAGAUUUCGAAAAAUAUCUGGAAACUUUCUCACCUUAUCUGGUGAAGGCUCUAAACCAAGUGGACUCUCCAGUUUCUAUAACAGCCGUUGGUUUUAUCGCAGAUAUCUCGAAUUCUCUUGAAGAAGAUUUCAACAAGUAUGCCACUGCCUUCAUGAACGUCUUGGGGCAAAUGAUCUCUACUGAGAAUUCGAUGAGAGAAUUGAAGCCAGCUGUUUUAAGUGUUUUUGGCGAUAUCGCUUCCAACAUCGGUCCUAAUUUCACUCCGUACUUGAACGAAGUGAUGGCUCUAUGUGUCGCUGCUCAAAAUACAAAACCAGAGAACGGUACUCUGGAAGCUUUAGAUUACCAUAUCAAGGUGCUUGAGUCUGUUCUCGAUGCUUACGUCGGUGCCGUCGCAGGUCUUCAUGCCAAUCCAGAAGCACUCUUCCCAUACGUUGGUACCAUCUUCCAAUUCAUCUCUCUAAUCAGUGAAGAUCCACAAUUGUAUGGCGAAGAUUCCACCGCAAGAUCCGCCGUAGGUCUUAUCGGUGACAUCUCCGCUAUGUACCCUGAUGGCUCUAUCAAACAAUUUUACGCUCAAGAAUGGAUCACCGAGUUAAUCAAGAAGACAAGAAGCAACAUGUCUUUCAGUCAAUCCACUAAAGACACUGCAAGAUGGGCAAGGGAACAACAGAAACAUCAAUUGGCCUUGUGA